This is a messenger RNA of Odontomachus brunneus, 3032 nucleotides long. It is a transcript of the gene LPCAT, whose product is annotated as lysophosphatidylcholine acyltransferase. The coding region runs from base 336 to 1814 and encodes 492 amino acids. The transcript has 11 exons. Lineage: Eukaryota; Metazoa; Arthropoda; Insecta; Hymenoptera; Formicidae. The record is from RefSeq and is a predicted model, not a curated record.
CGUGCGGUGGCGCGUGUCAGGUGAGCGCAGUGCUACGCGGACCGUCAACCCUUGUGCACGCGAGAACAGAGGGUGCGCGAGCAACGGUGGCGCCUCGGCCGUCACUUCGAUUUCUGUUGGUGUGUUUCACUCACGCGAUUUUCACGUAGUAGUCGCACGUACACACAGACCGUUUGAUCCGUCGAUUAGGCGUACGCGUGUGUCUCUCGUGUGUGCAGUGUCGCGGUUUCUCUCCGGAGAAAAAAAGGACGACUCUGAGACAACAUAAGACUUCCCUCUCGAUCUCAGGAAUCGGGCGCGAGUGUCAGUUCUGUCGAGUGCGUCUGGUUUUUGCGAUGAACGGCAACGCCAGGAACGACAGCGACACCGACGCAACGUCGUUGGGCGCGGACAUCCUCAACCCUUUUGUGCAUCGGUUGGAGCUCGGCUCAACCUAUGAGAAGCUCAAGACGAUAUUCCUGACAAUCGCUUUGCUGCCGUUCAGGUUAGCUGCCAUCACGACUUUGAUGAUCAUGGCAUGGUUAUUGGCUUGUCUGGGUCUUCUUGGAUUAUCUGAGGAGGAUCUUCGGCGAGCUCCUCUCAAAGGAUGGAGACGAGACAUGCGCAUCGUGAUCUGCUGGAUGAUGCGGGCAUUAUUUCUCUGCGGUGGAUUCCAUCAUCUGAAGGUCAAGGGCCGGAAGGCGGAGACUAAGGACGCGCCGGUGCUGGCUCUCGCCCCGCAUUCCAGCUUCUUCGAUGCACUUCCGGUCGUGUACCUCGGCGGACCGAGCAUCGUUGCCAAAGGGGAGAGUAGACGCCUCCCUUUCUUCGGAAAGCUCAUCAACUAUACGCAGCCGGUAUAUGUGUGGAGAGACGAUCCCAAUUCCCGACAGAAUACUAUUAAGGAGAUCAUCGAAAGAACUACUUCCAAGGAGGAUUGGCCGCAGGUUAUGAUAUUUCCCGAGGGAACUUGUACAAACCGGUCAUGCUUGAUCACGUUCAAAUCGGGCGCAUUUUAUCCAGGCGUGCCCGUGCAACCGGUGUGUAUCAGGUAUCCCAACAAGCUGGACACGGUAACAUGGACUUGGGAAGGUCCUGGCGCAUUGAAGCUAUUAUGGUUGACAUUGACGCAAUUAAAUAGCAGCUGCGAGAUCGAGUUCCUUCCUGUAUAUAAUCCGAGUGAAGCGGAGAAGAUGGAUCCCAAAUUGUACGCGAACAACGUGCGACGUCUUAUGGCUGAAGCUCUGAAAAUUCCUGUGUCGGAUUACACGUACGAUGACUGUCGGAUAAUUCAAAAGGCUCAUCAGCUGCAUCUCCCGUAUGCGUCCAGUAUUGUGAAAACUCAUAAACUUCGGUGCAAACUGGGUUUAGUGGCAUCGAAAACGGAAGAAGAGCUCAUUCAGAAGAAGAUGAAUAAUUUCGAUGAUGUGAACUUGCAGGAAUUUGCACAGAUUCUAAGAUUAGACGAGAAGGAUCCAGCUACACAACAACUGUUUCGUAUUCACGACAGGCUGGGGCAAGGAAAGAUCGAUCUUCAAGAAUAUAUCUUCACUGUGUUAGCCACUGCAAAUGCGUCUUCGGAAUUAGAUAAGGUCGAAAUUGCGUUCAAUGUUUGCGGUUCGAAGACAACGUUGUGCUUAACUCAAUCAGAACUUAGGAAAGCACUGAGGUUAUCGCUACAUAUACAAUCAGAAGAAUCCAACAAGAUUUUUCAGCAGGCUAGAAACGAUGGGGACGAUGUGAGCUUCGACGACGUCUUGACACAAUUGUCGAACCGUGCAGAGUAUACGCAUUUGUUUGCUGCGAACAACGAAAAUUCGAAGAAGGCUAUUUGAAAGUGUCUUUUGGAGCCCGACGUUCUAUCUAGAGAACAUCGAGGCAGACCCUUUCACAAUCCGAUCUGCUCCAUCCCCGUAUGAGAAACGCAUCCGAUGCUUCAAGGAUCUAAUGCGAAACUAUUUUAUUGUUGACGGAAGUUGCAGUCGCGCGAGAACUUAGACAACUAGCUUAUCUUUCCUAUAAUCCUGUAAAUUAGAGCAAGUUAAGAAUUUAGCAAUAGGAACUUAAAUUCUGAGAUCCAAGGAUUCUAAAUCAUCCUAGAUUUGAUAAAUUACAUAGUAUUUAGUUACGAUAAUUUUAGAAUCUCAGACGAUAUACGAAAAUCUAAAGAUACACAAAUCCUAGAUACUCGAGAAUUUGAAGUUCGAAAAUUCCUAAACGUCGUAAAUCCUAAGAAUUCAGGGUCAUUAGCACUUAAAAAGUUUGGAAAUUUGAAAACCUAAGAAACUGAGGAAAAAAACUAUCUCAAAGUGCAUUGGAAGGAAAAUUCAAAAGUUAAAAAACACGAAAAUUCCAGGAUUCUGAUGACGUAUUCUAAAUUGUGGAUCUACUAAUGUACGUAGAAUCCUCAGAGAAAAAGAGUGAUUUUGUCAGGUGUUGUAUAGGACAAAACUAGUUGAACUAGUUGAAUCUCAGUCAGAAUCCAGUCACAAAACUUCCCGUAGCUCGAGAGGAUUUAAGUAUCCACGACGUGUAAAGCUUGGAUGUAUAUUUAGAGAAAAAAAGAUGAGCAGGUAAUUACAUAAUUUAUUUUUUGGCUCGAUAGUUUGAUGACGACGCGAGAUUCAAUACACAUGUACAAACAUGCAGUCAUACACACACGGAGAUACACAUGUAUGAUAAGUUGCAUACAUACUUGUUGCACACCAUGAACUGGCACGCAUAUAGGCACACGUAAUAUAUACACACAUAGAUAUAUAUUUAAGAGGAACGCAGCAAGAUUGUGCAAAUCGAUCGUGUAUACCGUCUGUGUAUGCGUGCACAAAUGCAUUCAUGUAUGUACGUAUGUAUGUACCUAUGUAUGUAUGUAUAUACGAAAAAAAAUAUGCGGGUAUAGUUAAAAAGUAUCCUUUAUAUCUGUAUAUGAACGAAAUGGCCAAACUCCAACAGCGUAUUGUAGCGGUCAUUAUAAGUUUAAAGCGAAUAUGUUGAGUUAUAGAACAUUUUACUACAAAUGAGUAUGUUGAAAAAUAAUAGUAUUUAUUGAAUUGAAA